Brassica napus (rape) is the source of this 1161-nucleotide messenger RNA. RefSeq lists its product as uncharacterized. The record is from RefSeq and is a predicted model, not a curated record. Bases 1 to 1161 code for a protein of 386 amino acids. The transcript has 4 exons. Lineage: Eukaryota; Viridiplantae; Streptophyta; Magnoliopsida; Brassicales; Brassicaceae.
AUGGAAAACUCCUACACUGAUGUCUUUAAAUCCGUGUCUAUUCCGGUUACCCUCAAGGGAACCAACUACUUACUUUGGUCUAGACUUGUCAAAAUCACUCUUGGAGGCAGAGGUCUUUGGGAGUAUGUUGUUGACGGCGAAGACACCAAGAAGAUCAUCCUAGGAGAGGAUGGUAAAAAAGUUGGUGUUGCGGCUGAAGGAGGUGGGAAGAGAAGUCAGAAGGAUCUCAUGGUCCUUUCUAGGCCUGGGCGUUCGGCUUACUCCUACUGUGAAACUUCCAAGGAGCUGUGGGAUACUCUUCAGAAGGUAUAUGGCAAUAUAUCUAACAUCAGUAGGGUGUUUGAAGUCAAGAGGGCUAUCAACACUCUCAGUCAAGAGGACACUGAAUUUUCCAAGCAUUUUGGGAAGUUCAGAUCGUUGUGGGCCGAGUUAGAGAUGCUAAGACCGGCCAGUCUUGAUCCGAAUGUACUUAAUGAGAGGAAGGAGCAAGACAAGGUCUUUGCUUUGUUGUUCACUCUCAACCCGGGUUAUAGUGAUCUAGUCAAACACAUUCUAAAAAGUGAGAAGCUUCCAUCACUUGAGGAGCUUUGUGCUCAGAUUCAAAAGGAGAAAGGCUCACUGGGACUCUUUGGUGGCAAAGGAGACCUCAUCAUAGCCAACAAGGCUGAAGGAAAUGAGCACAAACAUGAGGGCAUAGCUAACAAGGGGUAUUACAAGCCAGAAGACAAGAAAGUGACACCUUACUCUGAUGCAAGGGGGAAUUUCUCUGGUGAAAUGGGUGAGCCAUCUACUCCUCGUCCCAUGAACUCGGUUGCGGCUGGAGAAGGGAAGACCUUGGGAUUCAGUGGCUGUUCUAUCAUGAGGACUACCCAAGAUGAGACAAUCAAGAGCCUUAAGCUAGUAGUUAUAGAUUCAGGAGCUUCUCACCACAUGAUUAGUGAUGCUAGGUUAAUCAGUAAUGUUAAGCCUGCCUUAGGUAAUGUUAUGAUUGCAAAUGGUGACAGCAUACCAAUAAAAGGUGUAGAAAACUUGAAACUAUUUGAGAAAGAUACUAAAACAUUUUAUAUGCCAUCUUUUGCAUCUAAUCUAUUAUCUGUCAAGAAGGUUGCUACUGAUCUUAACUGCAAGGUUAUUUUUAGUCCUAAUGAUGUUGUGUUUUAG